CACGGAUAUUACUCUGAAGGGAUCGCGCCGGAAGUCUUAUUGUUACCGGAGCAUCCUGCCGUUGGAGGAACUUUACAUCUUUGCGUAGAAGAAGACAUGCUAACGGCUGACAGGUCAGACUACACGGUGUGUGAAUCAACACACGGGGAAUUAAUAACACGUUAAGUUUUGAUAUAACUUAUUUAACAGUUUAGCCAUGUCCGGAGCGUUAGCCAGGCUGCUCUUCUACCCGACGUUAGCCUACAAUGUUGUCAUGGAGAAGGUUUCGUCCAGACGGUGGUUCGACCGAGUGGACGAGACGGUGAUCCUCGGAGCUCUGCCGUUCAGAUCCAGCACCAAACAGCUCAUAGAAACAGAAAAUGUUCGAGGGGUUAUCACCAUGAAUGAAGAGUAUGAGACUAAAUAUUUCUGCAACUCUGCUGAGGAGUGGCGAGCUGUCGGGGUGGAGCAGCUCCGGUUGAGCACGGUUGACCUCACCGGUGUCCCCAGCCUGGAGAACCUGUGUCGAGGCGUGGAGUUCGCCCUGCGGCACCGAGAGCGGGGAAGCAGCGUGUACGUCCACUGCAAGGCCGGACGCUCCCGCAGCGCCACACUGGCUGCUGCGUACCUCAUACGGUUACACUGCUGGACUCCAGAGGAAGCCUGUGAGAAGCUGGCAUCUGCUCGACCACACAUCUUGGUGCGCUCGGCACAGCUGGAGAUGCUGAGGGAAUACUACCAGCAGGUGUGUGGACAGAGCAGCUGAGAGAGCAGGACGGCAGCUCAGACCUCAUUAUGUUCCUGCAGCUGCUGGAAGACUGGACUCAGAGCUCUGGACAAUCCUGCAUAUCAGAAUGUUCGCCCACUGAAAAAAUAAGUAUUUUCCCGACUUUUCCCCAACAUUUUAAAUUCCAAUUCUCAAGAUUUUUUCACUGAAAAUUGGUACAUUUUUAGUUGCUAAUUCACAAUAUUAAUAAACAAAAAAAGCCAUUUCUAUGGGUAAUAUCAUAGAUGUUUUUCUAACCCAUAUCACAUCAAACCUGCACCUUACCUUUCACUCCCAGACUAUAUGGUUUCUUGCUUGUGGCUGAAAAAUAUUCAAAUAUUUGAAAAGUCCUUUUUUUUGGUUUUUGUAACCUGCAAGUCAACUUUGCAAUACUGUUUUGUUUGUGCCUGCAAUAAUAAAAAAAAACAAACUCCACUUCCUCAAAUUGUUUAGUGCUUGUUGCGCUUAGGCUGCAGUGGUUCAACAAGAAGAGGGCAUUUGAGUUCAUUAUUCUGCAAUGAAGUGGUUACUGUGUUUACUGGAAAAUGUUUCAUCUUGUUUUAUUAUAUUUUCCGAUGGUGCCUCAUAACUUAAAAAAUACUGACAGUGAUGUCAAAAUAAAACAUUUGUGUGAUGAAAA
Molecule: messenger RNA, 1385 nt
Organism: Centropristis striata (black sea bass)
Lineage: Eukaryota; Metazoa; Chordata; Actinopteri; Perciformes; Serranidae
Gene: ptpmt1
Product: protein tyrosine phosphatase mitochondrial 1
Exons: 4
Coding region: 197-745 (182 amino acids)
Biological process (GO): protein dephosphorylation
Molecular function (GO): phosphatidylglycerophosphatase activity; phosphatidylinositol-4,5-bisphosphate 5-phosphatase activity; protein tyrosine/serine/threonine phosphatase activity
Source: RefSeq, a predicted model, not a curated record